CUUGCUUUAAGCUUUUGUGUCUCAAAAUUCCCGAAGUCUAAAAGCAAAACAAGAAGAAGAAGGAAACUUUUUUUCCUACGGUCUUGUUAGAUCGGAAUUUUUGGGCAUCUGAGCUGGAGUGGAUAAAGAGGAUGGCGAUGGACGCAGGCGAUUGGAGGAUUCAGCUGGAACUAGAUACUCGACAGAGGAUUGUUAACAAUAUGUAAUUUUGCUUGCCUAUUACUGAGUUUUAUAAUCACCACUCAUGUCCCUUUUUCUCUUGCGGUAAUUUGAUAAGAAUGGAGAUCCUGAAGAGGCCUCUUCCGUUCUCUGGACAAGAGGGACUACAAGAACUUAAGAAAAUUGCAGUAAGGUUUGAGGAAAAGAUUUAUACUGCUGCCACAAGCCAGUCGGAUUAUCUGAGAAAAAUAUCUCUUAAGAUGCUGACAAUGGAGCCAAAACCCCAAAACCCCAUGGGCAAUUCCCUGCAGUCCAACUAUGCCAGUAAUUGUGAAAUUACCGCAGUUCCAGCUAGUAACAUUGGAGAUUCAUCCCUCACAACUCUUACUGCUGCAACUAACAAGGCAACCGAUGACGAUGGAUCGGAUCUUGAUUUGAAUCUAAAGCUUUAGUUUUUCUUUUUCAAAUCUAUUAUGUGCUUGAUGUGUUAUGUAUAAGAAAGUUAAUCUCCACAUUUUCUUGAAUGAAUUUCGGAUUUCACAUUAUUAUCUAAAUCUUGUUUGUUUGUUGGAUCUUAUACUGUUUCGUUUUUGUUUCAUAGAUGUUUGCUCUAAUUCAAAAUUUCAAGUAUGGUCUUGUUGAAUUCAUGUGAGACCAUACAAAG
Messenger RNA from Ilex paraguariensis (yerba mate), 823 nucleotides. Lineage: Eukaryota; Viridiplantae; Streptophyta; Magnoliopsida; Aquifoliales; Aquifoliaceae. The record is from the annotation of a GenBank genome assembly.